Rhincodon typus (whale shark) is the source of this 795-nucleotide messenger RNA. RefSeq names its product ventral anterior homeobox 2-like. Gene Ontology annotation, biological process: central nervous system development; regulation of DNA-templated transcription; neuron differentiation. Lineage: Eukaryota; Metazoa; Chordata; Chondrichthyes; Orectolobiformes; Rhincodontidae. Gene Ontology annotation, molecular function: DNA-binding transcription factor activity, RNA polymerase II-specific; DNA binding. The record is from RefSeq and is a predicted model, not a curated record.
AUGAGCGAUGGAGUGGGUGAUCCAGGCAAGGAGGCGCCGAGGGGCGAAACCCAGGCCGGGCAGACCAGGACAGAUCCCUCCGGUACAUCCGCCUCGACUUCUGUGUCCCCGGGAGAAGCGAAACUGUCUCCGGGAGAUCCCGAUUAUUGCAGGAGGAUCCUAGUCCAAGAUGCUAAAGGGACCAUCCGUGAGAUUGUUCUGCCGAGGGGAUUGGAUUUGGACCGGCCGAAGCGGACACGGACCUCUUUCACAGCAGAGCAGCUUUACCGCCUGGAGAUGGAAUUCCAACGCUGUCAGUAUGUGGUGGGCAGGGAGCGCACGGAACUGGCCAGGCAGCUCAGUCUCUCUGAGACCCAGGUCAAGGUCUGGUUCCAGAAUAGACGCACAAAGCAGAAAAAGGACCAGAGUAAAGACUGUGAUCGUCGUUCCUCCAGUGCUUCAGAAUCCAUCAGCACCUGUAACAUCCUGAGACUUUUGGAACAAGGGAGAUUGUUGUCUAUCCCUCCAGCUCCCAGUUUGCUCAUUCAAGGAGCCAGUCCUCUUGGAUCUCCAGUGGGUGACAAUUGCGGCCUGGUGUCCUCUAGCAGCAGCUCGCCUGCGGUGACUGGAGCCUCUUUCAGCCUCUCUGCACUUCCCCAGACCACCAGCUCCCCCCACUGCCAGCGGUGCUUCACAAAGCCGCCACUAGGCACCACUGCUGAGCUCUCCUCCAGCUACGGCGGUAUAUCAGCCUUUGAGCCUCACACACGGACUGAGGGAGAAGACGGUGCCACGGAGAAAAGGCCAACCUCGUAG